AGUACAGUAGUUUGAACAUUUUAUAUUUCGUGUAGUGUAAUCUCAGUUUGCAUCAUCUUCUAAGCUUACGUUAUAACUUUAAUAACACUGUAGACUGUACCUGUUAAGUCAUGUCUGCAGAUUUGAGUGACGAUCAGCUGGAGGAAUACAAAGUUGCGUUUGCUAUCUUCGACCAGGAUUCUUCAGGUUCAAUAGAUAGACGGGAGCUAACAUCAGUGUGUAGCAAGCUGGGCGUUGAGCUAUCGUCCCAAGAUGUUGAGAACAUGAUGAGACACGUUGACAAGGACAAGAACGACACAAUAGAGUUCGAGGAGUUUAUUCAGAUAAUGCUGGACAUAGAGAACCAGACACCGGAUCACAAAGAUCAGGAACUGUUGGACGCGUUCAACGUAUUCGACAUCGAUAAUGAUGGUUUCAUAUCUAUAGAUGAGCUGAGAAAGGUCAUGAAGAAUAUCGACACUAAAAUAACUGAGGAGGAGUUGGAAGCAAUGAUCGAAGCGAUUGAUGAGGACGGCGAUGGCUUAGUGAACUAUGAGGAGUUUAUCAAAGCUACUACAUAGUUCAAAUACUUUUAUCAUCGUGACAGAAUAUUAACUGCGAACAGUUCUAUUCUACACACAUAAUAUGCGGCAUGCGCUAGCUGGUAAGGGUUGGUCGAUCAUAGAUUAGGACCAUGCUCGAAUGCUCGUAAUUCGUGGUAAAAAAACGUUGUUAUUUUAGGAUCGUUUUACGAUAGCUUUAGCCAGAAGGUUGUUAAAGUACAUAUUUACUUUCCGAUAAGUUGACUCUUUUAGAGACACAUAUUAAGCGUUUUUACUUUGUGAGCUGAAGAUGUUUCCUUCUUUAAAUGCGAACGUCUGAUAAUGUUUUUACUUUUCUGCUGUUUUGUUCAUUGAAAGUAGACUUUUGGAGAUUGUAUGAAAAAAUAAACGAAAACAUAUUUGAAAGUGUGCAGAAAUUUUGGAAAUGAUAUAAGACAUAUCAGUUGUUCAUAUAAUUAUUUAUUAAGUAGAAAUCCGAGUAAAAUAAUCAGCAUUAAGAACGUUAAUAUUAAAAGUCAGCCUGUUACAGGGAAGUGAAUGUAAUAAAUAAACGAUGUCAUCAAAUAACGUUCAAAUUCCAAAAAUGAAGGUAUUCAGCACCUUAAAGGGUAAAUAAUAAAUAUAAUCUGUCAGUCAAAUAUCUAGUAGAAUAAUAUACUGUGUAAAUAAAAAGUCCUUUCAAGUGGGAUUUUGCUUACA
Messenger RNA from Bolinopsis microptera, 1241 nucleotides. RefSeq lists its product as uncharacterized. Gene Ontology annotation, molecular function: calcium ion binding. Lineage: Eukaryota; Metazoa; Ctenophora; Tentaculata; Lobata; Bolinopsidae. The record is from RefSeq and is a predicted model, not a curated record. Bases 111 to 560 code for a protein of 149 amino acids. The transcript is spliced from 6 exons.